AUGGCGAAUCCAUUUAAGAUUCCAAAAAAUGAUGUUGAAAUGAAUAAUAAUAAUAAUAAUAAUAAUAUUAAUAGUUCAAAGAAUAUACAUAAUAAUAUACAUAACAAUAAUAUACCUAAUAAUAAUUAUUAUAUAAAUAAUAAUAGUCAUAUAGGUAAUUUUAAUAAGAAGCCCAAUAAUAGUAGUAGUAGUAAUAAGAACAUAUUAAGAAGUAGCAAAAUAAAUAAAAAGUUAUUAUAUAAUACAUAUCCUAAGAAUAUUAACAUAUUAAAUAAUAAUAGUAAUAGUAGCAGCAGUAGCAGUAGUAGCAGUAGUAGUAGUAGUAAUAGUAGUAGUAGUAGUAUUAGUAUUAGUUUACAUAUGAACACAUUAUCAAAUAAUAAUAAGAUAAUAAAAAAAAAAGAAUUUAAUAACGAGUUUUUAAAUAAUAAGAAGAGUCCAAGUGAAGAAGAUAAGAAUUUUAACCUUGUAUAUAUAAAUAAUAAUAUAUUGUUUAAUGAAAAAAAUAAUAAUAUUAAUACAUAUACAAGAACAUUAAGUUUUAAAAGUUGUAAUAAUGAGCACAUCCAAGAAUAUAAGAACGAUAAAUAUUAUGCGAGUCAUAUUAAGCAUUUAGAAAAUCUUGAAAUCGAUCAUUUUGUUGGGGAUCAUAAUUCCAGCUUGUUCCUUUCAAAUAAAGAAAUCAAGUCUGGUUUAAAAGCAAAUAUGAGAAAUAAUAAUAAUAUAGAAAAUAAUAAUAUAAAUAAAAAUAAUAGUACUACUAAUAAUUUUAUAAGUAAUAAUAUAGGAAAAUAUCUAGCUUGUGGUUUGAAUGAUCAGAAGAUAAUUAAUAUUAGCAGCAAUAAUAAUAAUACAAAUAAUAUUAAUACAAAUAAUAUUAAUACAAAUAAUAUUAAUACAAAUAAUAUUAAUAGAAAAAAUUUAUUCUUGUCACAUAAAAUAAACACAUUUAAUAACUCUCAAGGGGUAUAUUGUAUAAAGAAUCUUGUGGGGGAAAAAAUUAUAAAUAAUAACAACAUCAACAAUAAUAAUAAUAAUAAUAAUAAUAGUUGUAAUAAUAAUAAUAGUUGUAGUAAUAUACCUGUAAACGAUAAUAAUAAUAAAAAUAAUAAAAAUAUCAUAUUAGAUAAUUUUAUGGAAAUAAGAAAUAAGAUAUAUAAUAUUAAGAGAGAAAAAAGUGACUACGAAAAAGAAGAAAAAUAUCAUCUUCAUUUAAAAGAUUUAGAUAAAUAUAAAAAUAUAUCAAGUAGUAAUAAUAAUAUAAGAACAAAUCAAAAUAUGACACAUACUAAUAUGAAUCCUUACGAUCAUAUAUAUGGUUUUUCUGAUAAAAAUAAAAAAAAAGAACAAGAACUAUUAAUGAAGAGAAAAGAAGAUAUACAUAUACAUAAUAAUAAUAAUAAUAAUAAUAAUAACAUGAACAUGAACAAUAUGAAUAACAAAAUAACAUUUGUAAAUAUAUUUGAGGAUAAAAAAAAUACAGAAAUUAUUUUUGAAAAAAGAAAAGGAUUAGAUCAAGAAGAAAAAUGUUUUAAUUAUUUAGAAAGAAAAACAAAUCAUAUGAACAUGGAUUUUAAUAAUAAUAAUAUGAACUUUAAUAAUAACAUCAUAACAAACAAUAUGUAUAAUAUUAAUAAUAAUAAUAAUAAUAAUAAUAACAACUUAGAGUAUAAUAAUCUGAAUGGUCAUUUUUUAAAUAACCUAUCCAUUAAUAACAAUCAUAAUAGAACAAAUAACGAAACAAAUAUAAUAAACGCAGGUGUAAAAAAAUAUUUUCUUGUAAAUGAUAGAAAUAGCCUUAUGAUGAACGAAGCAAAAAAUAAAUAUUUAAACCAUCGCCCUCUUGAAGAUCAUAUGGAUAGAAAAAUAAAAAAAUAUGAACAAGAACAAUAUGAAAAGUUAUCCCCUUAUAAAGAAUUUAAGGAAGAACCAAAUAGAAACAUCAAUAUAUAUCAAAAUAGUAAUAGUAAUAAUAAUUUCAACCCAGGUGGACAUAAUAAUAAUAUGAACACAUCUAAAUAUUUAUAUAAACAAGGCAUUAAAGGAAUUAAAGAAGAUGAUAUAUUUGAAGAACAUCAUAAACAAGAAGUAUCAUAUAACUCGACAGAUCAUCAUUCGAAAAAUAAUUUAUUAACAAAUGUGAUAUAUCAAAAUGACAACAAUAAUAAUGUUAAUCAUAUGAAUAGUUUGAAUCAUAUGAAUAGUGUGAAUCAUAUGAAUAGUUUGAAUCAUAUGAAUAGUUUGAAUCAUAUGAAUAGUUUGAAUCAUAUAAAUAGUGUGAAUCAUAUGAAUAGUUUGAAUAAUAUAAAUUGUGUGAAUAAUAUAAAUUGUGUGAAUAAUAUAAAUUGUGUGAAUAAUAUAAAUUGUGUGAAUAAUAUAAAUUGUGUGAAUCAUAUUAAUAGUACGAAUCAUAUCAGCGCUUAUUAUAAAAACUAUUUACAAAAUGAUAUCUUUGGAGACCCAAACAACAACGGAUCAAGGAACAACGCUCAUGUUAGAAAAGAACAUAUAGAAGAUAAAGAUAAUAAUCAUAAAUACAUAAAGAAAUGCUUGAAAAUUCCAAGUGAUGAAAAAAAUAUGGAGGACUAUAAAAAUAACAAGGAUGCUAAUAAAGAGGCAUUAUUUAAAAUGAACGAAAAAAAAAAUAUAUGUAUUGAAUGUAAUGACAACUUAAUUAAAGGAAACAAUAGCAACAAUAGUUCUAUAUUUACAAGAGAUCAUGUUGUUCAUGCAAAUGGAAAUUCACACAUAGCUGUAAAUAUGGUGAAUGAGAAAAAAAAUAAAGAUAAUAUUAUAAUAUUAAAUAAAAAACUUAAAAAUAGUAAUAGCAUUAUAGAUAUAAUGGAUAAUGAUAAUAAAAAUAAUGAAUGUAAAAAAAAUAUAUAUGUAGAUGUACAUAAUAUAAAUAUAUCUGAUAGUGAAAAGAAAAAACGAGAUUCUACUGAGGUUCCAAGUAAUAACAUAGAUGAUCUAAAUAACAAUAAUAGUUCUUCUUAUUAUAAAGAAAAUUGUUUUAAUAAUGAAAAUGUUAUAUAUGAUGAAGAAAAGAAUAUUUUUAGAACCAAAGAAAAUACAAAUAUUAAAAUAUAUAGAAGAAGCUUAGAAAAAGAAAGGAUGUUAAAUUUUCCUUUAAUUCAUUUAGGAGAGAAUGAUGUAAUAGUUAAAAGAAUUAAAUUGUAUUAUCCUUUAAGAAAUAAGAAUGUCUUUACUAACAUUUCAAAAAUUAUUUUUAUGACAAAUACGAAUAUAUGUUCUUUAUAUAUAAGCGAUUCUUUAUUGAUCCAUUAUGAUAAUAUCAAAAUAAGCUCAUACUUGUCUAAAGGUGGUUUUGGUGUGGUGUAUAAGGGCAGCUUGAUCAGGAAGGUGAAGAGAAAUGAUAUGCUGUCUAAUGAGGAUAUGGGCACUGAGGAGAGGGGUGAUUCACAGGUUAACAGGAAGGAUAAAAUGAAGGAAGCAGAUUAUGAUGAUGAGGAGGAAGACGACGAUGAUGAUGAGGAAGACGACGACGAUGAUGAAGAAGAUGACGACGAUGAAGAGGAAGACGACGAUGACGAUGACGACGACGAUGAUGACGACGAUGAAGACGACGAUGAUGACGACGAUGAUGAUAACCAUAAGGAUGACCCCUUUAAUAUGCCCAUUGAGAGUCCAAAUCAAAAGUGUGCAAAAAAUAAAAUAAAAAAUGAGUAUGACGAAGAUUAUAUAAAAAAACUGUGUGAAGGGAGAUACAUAAGAGAUGGUGGUGAUGACAAUGAAUUUUUCAGCAUUAACAAUAAUAAGAAUGAAAUGAACAAUAAUAACGUGAAUGAUAAUAUAAAUAAUAAUAACAAUAAUAUAUUUUAUAGACAACAGAAUAGUGUUUAUUAUGACGAGGUUGAUAAGAACGGAGAGAAGAAUGGUAAAGAAAAUGAAAUGAAAGAUGAAAAUAAUUGUAGUAUAAAGAAGAAAAAAAAAUGUCAUAAUAAUGAUACUUCAAAAUGUAUAAAGAGUAAUAAAAAAUUAUGUUAUUUAAGAAAUCAAUUGAUAGAAAAGUUUUUUGAUUCAUUGAAUUAUAAAAUAGAUCAGAAUGAAGAUUGUGUUGAUAAAAUAGAUGAUAAAGAAAAAUAUAAUUUUAAUUUAUUUACAAAUGGUGAUAAUUGUAUGUAUGAUCAUAUGUUGAGAAGUGGGAAGAAAGAUAUGGCUAUACCAAAUGAAAACAAAGGUGUAACUAAUGCAACAAAUAAUGUAUUAUCAAAUAAUAUGCCAUAUAAUAAUAAUAAUAAUAUGGUAAAUAUAAAUAAUGUCAAUAAUAAUCACAACCCUACGAAUGGCAGUAAUAACUUCGGAACUGAGAAUAACCUACUAAGUAGUCUCAUACAUCUAAAUAGAGCAAGCGAGAUAAACAAAAAAGGUUUGGGCAUCCAAACAAAUGAUCCUAAUAUUUUAGAUAAAGAACAUUAUUAUUUUAAAGAUGAAAAGAAAAACAAUAAUAUUGGAGAAACAUCCAAUUAUGUUCAUACAUCGAAUAAUCAACAAUAUAUUGUAAAUCAAGCGAAUGAUAUUAUAGUUGAAGAAUAUUGUAAUGAGAAUAAAGAGAAAAUUAAUAAUUGUUGUUGUGGUUCUUUAAAAGAUGAUUGCUGUAAUAAAAAUAAUCAAUGUGGUUCAUCACAGUUUAAUGAAAUAAGACGAUUAAAAAAGAAAAUGAUAAAAUAUAUUUAUUCAGAUAAAAUGAGUGAUAAAAUUAUUAUUGAUAAGAAUGAAUUUUUAAAUGAAUUAGAUAAAAUAAUAUCUAAAAUGAAAACAAUAAAUAAAGAUUUAGAAAAAAAACAUCAUGAAGAAAUUAUGUCUUAUUUAUUGUUAGAUGUAUAUCAUAAUAAUAUUGUAUAUAAAAAUAAUUAUGGAUUCUUAUAUGUAAAUAGUAAAAAUAUUAUAACAUAUGGUAUAACCAAAGAGAGCUUAUAUAUAUUUGACAAUAAAAAUAUAUUCCAUUAUUAUAGUGAUAAAUGUAUAUUUAAAAUAAUAUUUAUAGAUGAACAUAAAGAAUUAUUAAAGUUUAAAAAUUUUACAGUUUUUAAUGUAUUAAAUAAUGAAAAAAUAGUAAAUAAUUCUUCUAUUUUAAAGAAUGAAAUUGAUAAACAUAAAAAUGGAUUAAAUAAGCUAGCUAUUAUACCAUUUAGUAAAAUGAGUAUAAAUAAUUUAUUGCAUGCACUAAUAUUUGGAUUCUUAAAAUUUCUUUUUAAUUUAAGAAAAAAAUAUCACAAACAACCUAAUGGAAAUUGUGCAUGUAAUAUGGAAGAUCAUAAUAUAAUAAAUAAUAUAGUAAUUGAAAAUAAUAUUAUAUAUAAUAAGAAUGAUCCUAGUUGUAUACUAUCAUCUAAUAUGAAGGCUUCGAAUGAGUCCCUUAACAACAUAUUGGUAUCUCCCUGUAGUAUAGAAAAAGUUGAUCAUAUAAAUAACAACAUGUAUCAUAAUAAAUGUAAUCAUCAUAUGAAUUAUAACAUCAUUAUAAAUGAUACGAACAUUCAAAAUGUUGUAGGUAAUAAUUUGGAUCAUUACAUAAUGUGUAAUUGUCAAGUGGUUGCUACGGAUGAUAAGAAGAAAGGAGGUCCAACAAAUAUAAAUAAUGUGAAUGAAAAGGAAAAUAUGAAUAAAUACAACAAUAAUAAUAAUAUGAAUAAUAUGAAUAAUAUGAAUAAUAUGAAUAAUUUGAAUAAUUUGAUUAAUAUAAAUUGUUCAGGUGAAGCACAUAAUAAAAGUGGUAAUCAAGAUGACAAUAAUAAUAAUAAUAUGAAUCGUCCUAAUAUAAACCAUGAUAAUUUUCUCAAUAGCCAUAUGCAUGCAGCAGAUGAUCAUCAUCCGAUGAUACCAAAAAAUGUAGUAGACAAAAUAGAUAACAAAGGCAAAAUUAAUUCAAGUAAUUGUCUUAUUAGUAGUACCCUUAUAAACACAAAUAAUUCAGACGAAUCAAAGACGACCAUGCUCUUAAACCUUUCAAAGAAUAAUAAAAACAUUUCAAAGGAAUAUAUAAUUAAUGAAAAAGAAUAUACAUAUUCUCCAAAAAUUAAUGACAAGGAGGAACAACAACCACAUAUGGUGUCUCCAGAGUGUAGUGAAAAGGGGGAACUCAAAGGAAAAAUGAAAAAAAAGGAAAAUAAUAAUAAAAAUGAAAAGAAAAAAAAGAAAAAGAAAAAAGAAAAUGAAAAUGAAAAGAAUAAAAGUAAAAAUAAAAGUAAAAGUAAAAAUAAAAGUAAAAGUAACAAAAUGGAAGAACAUGUAAAAAAAAAUACCAAAAAAAAUAAAGAUCAUAUUAAUCAUGAGAAAGAUAAGGAGCAUGAUGUUGAUGUUGAUGGUGAUGGUGAUAAUUAUGGUGAUAGUAAAAAAUGUAUAAAGAAUAAUUUGAAAAAAAAAGAAAAUAGGAAUCAUAAUAAAUUGGAUGAUAAUCAUAGUACUACUCAUCAUGAUAGUGAAGAAAUAAUAUAUAUGAAAACGCCGGUUGCUAUAAAAAUCCAUGAUUUAAAAGAUAGUAAAAAUUUAAAAAAUUUCUUAAGAGAAAUAGAAAUAUAUAAAAAUUUACAGCGUCCAAAUAUAUGUACAUUUUAUGGUAUAUGUAUAAAAUCAAAUAAGUUAAUGUUAUUAUUAGAAUAUUAUGCAAAAGGAAAUCUAUUUAAUUUUCUAAAAAAUAAAAUACAUAAAAAACAAAGAUUAGAAUGGGCAAUACAAAUAUCAUGUAUAGUACAUGAGUUACAUGCACAUAAUCCACCAAUAAUAAAUGGAGAUAUAAAAACAUCAAAUAUAUUAAUAGAUGAUAAUAUGAAUUUAGUAAUGUGUGAUUUUGGAAAAGCUAGAUUUAAAAAUACAAAACUAUAUAGUAAUUUUGGAUCCUAUAGAUAUAUGGCACCUGAAACAUUUAGUUGUACAACUGAAGUUACAGAAAAAAUUGAUAUAUGGAGUGCAGCAUGUUGUAUUGUUGAAAUAUUUUCAAGUAAAUAUCCUUAUUAUAAUUUAACAAAAAAUGUUAAAAUCAGACAUGAAUUAUUAGUUAAUAAAAGAACUCCUCAUAUACCUAACUUCCUACCAAACUCUAUAAAAAAAUGCUUGCAAAAGUGUUUUAGUUUUCAGCCAGAGGAUAGACCAACAGCAUAUGAAAUGUAUAAGUCCCUCAAAAAAAUUAAGGUCGUAGAGUGA
Plasmodium gaboni is the source of this 7164-nucleotide messenger RNA. Its product is annotated as putative tyrosine kinase-like protein. The record is from RefSeq and is a predicted model, not a curated record. Gene Ontology annotation, molecular function: ATP binding; protein kinase activity. The transcript has a single exon. Gene Ontology annotation, biological process: protein phosphorylation. The coding region runs from base 1 to 7164 and encodes 2387 amino acids. NCBI's taxonomy places the organism in Eukaryota, Apicomplexa, Aconoidasida, Haemosporida, Plasmodiidae.